Gryllus bimaculatus (two-spotted cricket) is the source of this 1918-nucleotide messenger RNA. NCBI's taxonomy places the organism in Eukaryota, Metazoa, Arthropoda, Insecta, Orthoptera, Gryllidae. The record is from the annotation of a GenBank genome assembly.
AUGACUGGUGUGCUGCAGGCACCUUGUGAUGAGUUCGCCUGGUGUGCUGCAGACGCUUUAUUGAGUAUUCAACUGAUAAAGCUGGAGAACCUGCCUCCCAAGGGAAGGGAUGGAGUGUAUGAUGUGAUAGUUCGACUGUGUAUUCUACCUGCAGACAAACAGGCCAAAACAUCAAAGAUAUUACGGGGCAGUUUGAGUCCUUUGGCAGAAGAAGAUUUCAGUUUCAGAGUCAAGGAACCAGUUGGAAAAGCUGUGCGUUUCUCUGUUUUCAAUGCCUUACUGCAAGGAAAGCAUGAUGCCAUUGGGCAUGCUCUUUUCAACAUUGAAGACUUGGAACCAUCUUUUGGAAGCCUACAAGUUUAUCUUCAAUUAAGUCAAGAAAGACUAAUUGUUGAUACUAUACAAGCUCGGAACUUGUCAGUCAGUCAUAUAUUUAAAGGUGCUCGUUCGGCAGAGAAGUUCAACACUUACAUCAAGAUUACUUUCUACUGUGCAGGGCAAAAAGUGAAGUCUAAGAAAUCAACUGUGGUUACAGGUGAUCGCAAUCCACGAUAUGAAUACAGCUGUGAUUUCAAAAUACAGUCCAAUAGUGUAGAUGAUUGUUAUUUGGUGCUAAGUGUGGUGAUGAAAGCCAAUUUACGCAAGGACAUUACUCUGGGGCGGUAUAUAUUCGGGCCUUCCUUCUUUACAGAGAGCCGCGAUCUCACUCCGUGGGGGCGAGUGGUUUUAAAUAAAGAAGAAGUUCAUCAUUGGUUUCACUUAUACCAUUGACCAAUGUAUUCUUUCUGAAUAUAACUGAACUUUCUGAAUAUUUCAAAAUAUUUGAAUUCUUGCCUAAUUUCAAUAUUGGGCAGUGCAAUAAUAUUUCAUAGGAAAAGCUUACAAAUAUUUUAGAACUUUUCUUAUAAUUUUAAAAAUUAUUCAAUAUAUAUUUGUACAUACAAACCUCAAUAUUUGUAUAUAAUUAUAAAGAUAUAUUUUAUUGCAAAUAUGUAGAAUAAGUAGUUUGUAAAGAAUUGCUUUGUGACACUGUAAAUUAAUUAGAAAAUACACAUUAUCUAAAAAAAAAAAAUAUUGCAAACUUGACAUUUUACUUUAGAAAAAAAGGUUUAAAUAUAACAAUUUCAUAUUCCAUACAACCAACUACAAACAAAAAUUAACCUCUCGGUUAUUGUUUCAUCCAAGAACUUAUGAAAACUUGUGUGGAGUUGUGUGGAAAGCAACGGAACUUUUGACACCUGAAAGCAUCUAUUUGUGUGUAACCCUCCAAACUUAUUGGACUCACAAACGUAUGGGUAAAAUAAAGGUGGACAUCAUACCCUUUUUCAUCUCCCAGCUUAAAAAAUCCUUAUUUAAAAACAUUUUUUUAAAAAAGAUUUUUAUAAAACCAUCAUUUAUGUAAUUGAUCCUGAUAACUAUUUUUGAUUCAUGACAGUUUUAUUACAAAGAAUUUAAAAAUAACAUAAAAGAUAAUUUACAUUAGGAAGAUUCUUGAGUGAUAAUAGGCUAAGUUUCAUUAGUGUAGGAUAUGGUUAUGAGUGUGAUAAAUUCCAAUUUUUAAAGUGUCCUAAUUAUGAAUAAAUAUUUAUUUCAAAAUUUUAAUGUGCAUCAUUACUAGUAAUUAACCAUGGCAUUGAUAAGUACGUAAAUACCCACAAAAUCAUACUAACAAUUCAAUCACAUCCUGAAUAAAAUACAUCAUGUCUAGCACUCCAUAUUAUUCAUAAAUAAGUCAAUAUAAACAAAAUACUUGCAAACUCCUAUCCAAAUAAAAGUGCUGUGAAAUUUAUAGGCAAAAAUAGAUUAAUGUAGCAUAUAACGAAACAGAAAUAUGUAACAGUAAAGGAUUGAACUCUUAUUUUGAGAGAGGGGGGGAGAGAGAGGGGAGGGAGAGAGAGAAAGAGAAGAGAGAGGAGAG